Molecule: messenger RNA, 1498 nt
Organism: Mycena citricolor
Lineage: Eukaryota; Fungi; Basidiomycota; Agaricomycetes; Agaricales; Mycenaceae
Source: the annotation of a GenBank genome assembly
AUGACAACAAGCAACGGGCCCGCGCACUCCGCACUCACGAUUGAGAGUUCACCGCUCGGAGAAGUCAGUGAGACGCUGCAGAAGGAGGAGCUGGACGACGCACAUUGGGAUACUGGGCCAGCGGCAACCCCCGACGCCAACGCCGCGAUGACCCCCAGCACUUCCGGAGGACUCUCGAAACGAACGGUGUUCGAGAUGGCCGCAGCGCUUCUCCUAUUCAUAUCCAUCGUCACCGCAUGCAUCGCAUUGGGUAUCAACCCCCGUCGCAUACGCGCCCAUCCGCCUGUGCAGCCAGUCGCUGGGCAUCCUCCACAGGUUUCACACGCACCGAUACCUCUGGCCGUCAUCCCGAAUCGCCUUGCACACGCAACGGUCGGAUUCGGCUACUCUGUGCGAGAGUAGCGUCGAUGAUAGAAGCUGCUCGGCACUGACAGUCAAGCUGCUUCGAGCCAGGCCCAUGUUUUUUCCAUAAUUUAUAUGUCGAGCAACGCUUUCGUACCGCUGUGGUCAAUGCUAUCCGUUGCUUUCGUAGAACGCACAACACAUACCUGGUGCACAACAGAAGCCAAGUCGGCCAUGGUCGAGUCCCCGCCCUUCCAGCAGCAACAAGAUAGCCCCAUGCAAUCCCACGCAACGCACUCCGAUCGAUUCCCCAGACCACGCACCGCGAAGCCCUCGACGACAGCCAGGUCCUCGCAGAACAAGAUAGAUCCGUACCCGCCGCUCAGUCCGUCGAUACGCUUGUUGACCCCGUCCUUCUGCUCGCCUGCGAUCGGUUAAUACCGCCUCUAACACCGCUGCUGCUGCUGCGCGUACCUUCGAGGCCCGCAACAGUCGCCCUUCCGAACGCCCACCCGGUGAGAAAUGAGAGUCGGUAUCGGAUGGAGGGCCUCGGGAAAGUGUGCGCAGAAAGCAUGAUGUCGACUAGGCGAGGGGAUGAGAACAAGAUGCGAGUCAGCCGCUCGCUCGCGCUUCGAGGAGCGUGGUUGUUGUAAAGUGCGCGGUCCCGGAUACAGACUCGUCGCCGUUUCAGCCGAGUCCGAAGGCGACUGUGGCAAGGAGCUGUCCGUAGACCAUGGAGGAGUAGGAAAAGAUCCAGCGACCGAUCUCCGACUUUGCGCUUUGGUGGUUGCGGAGAUUUGCGGGGCUCACGCCGUUACCGGAUGGGAGCUCAUUGUAGAUGAUGCUAACAUUGCGGCGAGCAUGCUCGCUGCAGCGAUUCCUUGGUAGUGAAGCAGAAUGGUCGCCCUCGGGUAGUGGAAGUAAGUGGGGGAUUACAAGACUGAUCGCAUCGCGCAGUGCCAAAAACAGUCUUCCCGAAGCAGACAUUGAGCGAAAUAUACUCAGGACUUGCGCCAUCGAGGACUGGUGCACUGAAUGACCUGUGAAUUGUCCGCUUCAACGAGACCGGCACCGAGCCGUCAAUCAGACCUGGCUCGCAGAUUUCGAGAAAUUAUCUCGCCUGGCAUAGACCUGAUUUUCUAUAUGGAGUUUUUUU